UGCUGAGCUUCAAGAUAUAAAUGCAACUUCGGGUUCCCCCUUUCAAGACAAGACAAAUCAAAGGCUCAGAGGCAAAACAGCUCCCUGAGCUCUGAACGUCUUUCCCUCCCUCCUUCCUUCCUUCCUUCCCUCCCAUCCACUCACCCACUCUCCCUCCCUCCCCUGCUCACAGUCCAGCCUCUGUCUAGGGAAGAGGCUCUCAAGCAGCCUUAGAUGAUUAUGGAUUUUCUGAGCGAGAAGUUUGCCCUGAAGAGCCAGCCGAGCAAGAACAGUGACUUUUACAUGGGAGCAGGAGGCACUUUGGAGCACGUUAUGGAAACUUUGGACAAUGAGUCCUUUUAUAGCAAAACGUCAGGCAGCAAAUGUGUGCAGGCCUUCAACCCUCUGCAAAGGGCUGAGCAUCAUGUGAGGCUGGAAAGGACAUCACCCUGCCAGGACAACGUGAACUAUGGGAUUACUAAAGUGGAAGGACAGCCUCUUCACACAGAGCUGAACAGGCCCAUGGACAAUUGCAGCAAUCUCAGGAUGUCUCCAGUGAAAGGGAUGCAGGAGAAGGGGGAACUGGAUGAACUUGGUGAUAAGUGUGACAGCAACGUCUCCAGCAGUAAGAAGAGGAGACACAGAACAACUUUCACCAGUUUGCAGCUGGAGGAGCUGGAGAAAGUGUUCCAGAAAACUCACUACCCUGAUGUCUAUGUAAGAGAACAGCUAGCUCUGAGAACAGAGCUCACUGAGGCCAGAGUCCAGGUUUGGUUCCAGAAUCGAAGAGCAAAAUGGAGGAAAAGAGAACGCUAUGGUCAGAUCCAGCAAGCUAAAAGUCAUUUUGCUGCCACUUACGAUAUAUCUGUUCUUCCAAGGACUGACAGCUACCCUCAGAUUCAGAACAAUCUGUGGGCAGGGAAUGCGGCUAGUGGUUCUGUGGUUACUUCCUGCAUGCUGCCACGAGAUACGUCCUCCUGUAUGACACCUUAUUCCCAUUCACCUCGGGCAGAUUCUGGCUACACAGGCUUUUCAAACCACCAGAAUCAGUUCAGCCACAUGCCUCUCAACAAUUUUUUCACUGACUCUUUACUUUCUGGGGCAACCAAUGGACAUGCUUUUGAAACCAAACCGGAGUUUGAAAGGAGGUCCUCCAGCAUUGCAGUUCUACGGAUGAAAGCCAAAGAGCAUGCUGCCAAUAUUUCUUGGGCCAUGUAAUACAGCAGUACCCUUUCUUAAUUUCCUUUUUUUUUUUUUUACUAAUAGCAAACUGAAAACAUUUUUAUUUUCCAUAUUUAAAGGACACAACAAUAAGCUGCAGUGAGUGGAAUGCUAGAAAUCAUAAUAUACAUGAUGUCUGCUUAAACAAAUGCAAUAUAAUAUUUAACAAUAAAACAAGAAUUAAACCAAAUAGAUUUACCAUGCAUCAAGAUC
Molecule: messenger RNA, 1413 nt
Organism: Cuculus canorus (common cuckoo)
Lineage: Eukaryota; Metazoa; Chordata; Aves; Cuculiformes; Cuculidae
Gene: ALX1
Product: ALX homeobox 1
Exons: 4
Coding region: 214-1197 (327 amino acids)
Biological process (GO): positive regulation of transcription by RNA polymerase II; negative regulation of DNA-templated transcription; embryonic skeletal system morphogenesis
Molecular function (GO): DNA-binding transcription activator activity, RNA polymerase II-specific; RNA polymerase II transcription regulatory region sequence-specific DNA binding
Source: RefSeq, a predicted model, not a curated record